UUGUUUCUCUGGUUGCAUGCGCCGGGGCGCCUGGGUCGGUGCCGGGGAGGGGUGCGCGUGGGAUUGAGAAGAGGAGGUGGUGGCGGGGAUGGAGGGAGUGGAGGUGGAGCAGGUGGCGCCGGAGCAGGUCAUCAGCACGAGGGGAGGCUCCGUGCUCGGGAAGAAGACCAUCCUCAAGAGCGACCACUUCCCCGGGUGCCAGAACAAGCGCCUCUCGCCGCAAAUCGACGGCGCGCCCAAUUAUCGCCAGGCGGGUUCUUUGCGUGUUCAUGGCGUUGCAAUGCCAACAAUGAAAGGAAUUGUAAAUGUGUUAAAUCAUAUAGGAGCACAAAAGAAAGGAAAACAAACCCAAGUUCUUUGGCAUAGUCUUCGCGAGGAGCCGGUUAUCUACAUCAAUGGUCGCCCUUUUGUUCUGCGGGAUGUAGAAAGGCCCUUCUCAAACCUUGAAUACACGGGAAUUAACCGGGAAAGAGUGGAGCAAAUGGAGUUUCGCCUAAAAGAAGAUAUUCUUCAGGAAGCUUCACGAUAUGGUAAUAAGAUCCUAGUCACUGAUGAGCUGCCAAAUGGUCAGAUGGUGGACCAGUGGGAGUCAGUCAUAUCUGAUACAGUCAAGACCCCUCUUGAGGUCUAUGAGGAGCUGCAAUGUCAAGGAUACCUUGUGGAUUAUGAGCGUGUUCCUAUUACCGAUGAAAAGGCCCCAAAAGAAGGAGAUUUCGACAAUCUGGUACAUCGAAUCUCUCAAGUCGGUAUAGAAACUGAAAUCAUAUUUAAUUGCCAAAUGGGGAGGGGGAGGACAACCACUGGUAUGGUUAUAGCUACAUUGAUUUACCUGAACCGGAUAGGAGCGUCUGGUAUCCCUAGGACAAGCUCAAUUGGGAAGGUCUUCCAUUCUGGAAAUGAUGUAGACGACUAUAUGCCUAGCUCAGAAGAAGCAAUCCUCAGAGGAGAGUAUUCUGUCAUUAGGAGCUUGGUACGAGUACUUGAGGGUGGUGUUGAAGGAAAAAGGCAAGUUGACAAAGUUAUUGAUAAAUGUGACACGAUGCAGAACUUAAGAGAGGCUAUAGCUACAUACCGCAAUAGUAUUCUACGGCAAGCUGAUGAGAUGAAACGGGAGGCAUCACUUUCCUUCUUUGUUGAGUACUUGGAACGUUAUUACUUCCUCAUAUGCUUUGCUGUCUAUGUUCAUUCAGUAUGCUCUGCUCAACAGUCCAACUUUUCAGAAGAAGUUAGUUUUUCUGAUUGGAUGAGAGCAAGACCUGAACUGUACAGCAUUCUUCGAAGGUUGUUGAGGAGAGAUCCAAUGGGCGCUCUUGGUUAUUCAAGUUCAAAACCUCCUCUUGCAAAAAUUGUGGAAUCUGCUGAUGGACGCCCUCAUGAGAUGGAUAUUGUUGCUGCCAUGAGGAAUGGAGAAGUUCUUGGACGUCAAACUGUGCUAAAAAGUGACCACUGCCCAGGUUGUCAGAACCUUCAUUUACCAGAAAGAGUGGAGGGUGCACCUAAUUUUAGGGAAAUUCCUGAAUUUCCGGUCUAUGGUGUUGCAAACCCCACUGUUGAUGGCAUUCGAGCUGUUAUUCAGCGUGUUAGUACAAGCAAGGGAGGCCGACCAAUCCUGUGGCAUAAUAUGAGAGAAGAACCUGUUAUUUAUAUAAAUGGGAAGCCAUUUGUGCUACGUGAAGUGGAAAGACCAUACAAGAAUAUGCUGGAGUACACGGGAAUUGAUCGUGAUAGGGUGGAACGCAUGGAAGCUCGGUUGAAGGAGGAUAUUUUACGGGAAGCAGAACGCUAUAGUGGGGCCAUAAUGGUUAUUCAUGAAACUGACAAUGGUGAGAUAUUUGAUGCCUGGGAAAAUGUAAAUAAUGAAGCUGUUCUGACUCCACUGGAGGUGUACAAACUUUUGGAGUCUGAAGGUCUUCCAAUCAAGUAUGCACGAGUGCCAAUCACUGAUGGUAAAGCCCCCAAAAGUUCGGAUUUUGACACGAUAGCCUUAAAUGUGGCAGCUGCUUGCAAGGAUACUGCAUUUGUGUUUAAUUGUCAGAUGGGCAGGGGAAGAACAACUACAGGCACUGUGAUUGCUUGUUUGCUGAGAUUGCGUAUUGAUCAUGGCAGACCUAUUAGAUUGCCCACUUGUGAAUAUAACCAUGAGGAUUCAAAUGAAUUGGGUUACUCAAGUGGAGAAGAAACAACAGAUCACAAUGGUCACCUUAAUUCAAGUCCACCGAGACCUCAUACGGUGACAGAACAGCAUUCUAGAUUUGGAAUUGACGACAUCCUUGUUUUGCGAAAGAUUACAAGAUUAUUUGACAACGGAACUGAAUGUAGGCAAAUCCUGGAUAAUGUUAUUGACAAAUGCUCAGCUUUACAGAAUAUCCGCCAAGCUGUUUUGCAGUAUACAAAAGUAAUUAACCAACAGCAUGUGGAGCAAAGAGUUAAGAGGGUUGCAUUAAAUCGUGGUGCUGAAUAUUUGGAGAGGUACUUGAAAUUAGUUGCCUUCUCAGCCUAUCUUUGGAGUGAAGCAUUCAAUGGUUUCUGUGGGCAAGGAGAAGCAAAGAUGUCAUUUAAAGCAUGGAUACACCAGAGGCCAGAGAUCCAAAGCAUGAAAUGGAGCAUAAGGCUACGACCUGGGCGUUUUUUCACUGUUCAUGAUGAAUCCAAAGCAUCUCAACAGUCUUCACAAGGCGAUGUAAUGAUGGAAGCCAUUGUCAAAGCUCGUAAUGGUUCUGUUCUGGGGAAGGGAUCAAUACUAAAAAUGUACUUCUUUCCUGGACAGAAAAGGUCAAGCAGCAUUAAUAUAUCUGGCGCACCACAUGUUUUCAAGGUGAAUGGAUACCCUGUGUAUAGCAUGGCAACACCAACUGUUGAUGGAGCAAAAGAAGUUUUGUCAUAUUUGAGCUCAAAAGAUACUGGAACAAACACUGCUCAAAAGGUGGUUGUCACAGAUGUUAGGGAGGAAGUGGUGGUUUACAUCAAGGGAACACCUUUUGUUUUGAGAGAGCUAGAUCAACCUGUUGACACCCUUAAGCAUGUUGGCAUAAGUGGCCCAAUGGUUGAAAGCAUAGAGACAAGACUAAAGGAGGAUAUACUCUACGAAGUUAAACAACAAGGUGGUCGGCUACUUCUGCACCAAGAAGAAUUUAACUCGUCAACAUGUCAAUCAAGUAUUGUAGGUUUUUGGGAACAUAUAGGUUCAGAGGAUGUGAUGACACCAGCUGAAGUAUAUAGUUUGUUGAAAGAUCAGGGGUACUGUAUCGACUACAAAAGAAUACCUCUCACCAGGGAAAGAGAAGCAUUAGCUGCUGAUGUAGAUGCGAUAAAAUCGUCAGUUGAUGAGAAUGCAAGGUACUACCUGUUUAUUUCACACACAGGAUAUGGUGGUGUUGCUUAUGCAAUGGCCAUUACAUGCCUGGGACUAGGAGCAGAUGAAAAGUUUGUUAUGGAACAAACAGCAGAAACACACUUCGUGUCAACUUCUCUUACAAAAAAUUUGUCUAUCAAAACAUCUGCUGAAAUAGCCUUCAGGCAGGGUGAUUACCGUGACAUACUAAACCUUACAAGGGUACUGGUACAUGGCCCAAAAUGCAAAGAAGAGGUUGACACCGUUAUUGAUAGGUGUGUUGGUGCUGGACAUUUGCGGGAGGAUAUUAUUCAUUACAGAAAGGCGUUGCAAGAUUGUUCACCGGAUGAUGAUGAGGCAUGGUCAUAUCUUAUGGAUAUGGGCACUAAAGCUUUGAGGCGGUACUUCUUCCUGAUCACCUUCCGAUCCUACCUGUACUGUUCAUCUUUGCGUGAACCAACAUUUGCAUCGUGGAUGGACGCCAGGCCUGAACUUGGCCAUCUCUGCGAUAAUCUAAAACUGGAUAAAUAGAUUAAAUGAGUACUCUCUUCAUUGGAUUAUUGAACUGUUUUGCUAGUUCGUGGACCUGAGGAAGAAAGAGAUGAAAUAAUUGGUUAGGAAGGAGGAAACAUGAGAACCGCCAGAAAGUAGUAGUUUUUAGGGCAUUUUACCAGACUAGUUGGCGCCAAUUGGCACCAGCAAGGAUGUAUAUAUAUUCUCAAAGGUUAAAUUGUAGAGGAACAUAGCUGAGGUUACUAGUUUUAUUUCUCUCCAUUUCUUUUGUAAUAAAUAUUAGUAUGUAAUUUGUUUGCAUAUUAUAUCUGCUCCUUUUCCCGUAACUCCCGAACGCUGUAUUCUGCAAGUGUACAGUACAUUGUAAAAAUAUAUAUAGGUCAAUUUUCGCUGAAAAUAUGUAUAUAU
This is a messenger RNA of Oryza brachyantha (malo sina), 4252 nucleotides long. RefSeq names its product paladin. The coding region runs from base 89 to 3862 and encodes 1257 amino acids. The record is from RefSeq and is a predicted model, not a curated record. The transcript has 19 exons. NCBI's taxonomy places the organism in Eukaryota, Viridiplantae, Streptophyta, Magnoliopsida, Poales, Poaceae.